AUGGCUGAUACAACAACAACGACAGGAGUAAAACCUUCUGUCGUUCGCUUCAAUGUCGAUCAACAAUGUCCUAUUCAGUAUGUUACUGUCUAUAACGAUCGUGCAGAAGUGACACGCUCCUUACAACAUCAUUUUGACGCUGAAGGCACAUAUGAUCUUGUGUUCAAUGGCUUUUCGACAUUUGUCGAUGAAACAUCGUUACAUGUCAGUGGUGGGACGGGCAAAUCAUGCACCAUUCUUGAGGUGUCGUAUCAAAUACGAUAUGAAGAUGUCGCUCCACCAUCGGAUUUGACACCUCUAGAUAAUCUCCAAAGUCAACUCGAAAAUGUGCAAACUAGUGUAGAGAUGCACAAACGCGAAUUGACACGACUCGAAAAGCAACGUGUAUGGCUUGAUGGACGCUCAGUCAAAUUAAUGAAUCAAGAUGGACCAUGUACGACCAAUGAUUUGGAUAAUAUGCAGCAAUUUCUCGAGUUCUAUCGCAAAAUGCUGUUAAAACUUGAUGAUGAAACAGCACGCGAAAAAGACGAAAUCAAGAAGUUAAGUGAUCGUGAAAAUACUUUGAAAGCUCAAAUCAAUCAACAUGGCGCUGAAGCUCAAGUGAAUCGACGAAAGACGUGUCGAGAAGUGACUAUCACGGUUCAUAUCGCCCGUGCUAAAAUUGACGUGACACUUGAAAUUUCCUAUUUGAUCAGUAAUUGUUCUUGGAGUGCCAGUUAUGAUGUCCGUGUCAGCAGUGCCGACGUGAAUCGACAGCGAACACAAUUAACAUAUUAUGGAAUUAUUGUGAACAAAAGUCAAGAAAACUGGCAAGAUGCAAGUUUUUCAUUGUCUACCGCAACGCCGUCCUUAGGUGGAGUACCUCCGAAAUUGCACACACUCAAAAUUGAUUAUUACAAACCACCUGUCAUUUAUCAUAGGCAACGUUCCCAAUCAGAAGCAAAUGAGUUGGAGUCUUGUUAUGCUUUAGGAAAAGCAGAAAUGGCUAUAAGACCGCAAAUGAAACGUUCAAAGGGUGCAUUCAGAUCAUUUCGUGGUAAAUUAUCACUGGCUUAUGAUCCAACCAUUGAAGACUACGAUGAAGAAUCUGCUGAGACAACAGUCAACGUUCUUGCCUCAAAAACCGAAGCCAGUAUGUCCAGCACGAGUUUUGUCAUUCCACGUCGAUCAACUAUCGAUUCUGAUGGUAAACCACAUAAGGUCACGAUCGGUGUUUUAGACCUUACUUCAACAUUUACAUACAUGGUUGUGCCAAAAAUGUCACUUCAUGCAUAUCUCAAAGCAUCGACAGUGAAUACAUCGGAUAAACAACUUCUUACAGGACCAGCAUCCAUCUUUAUGGACAACAAUUUUGUCACACAUAGCUCGAUCGAUAAUGUUUGUGUUGGUGACACGUUCGACCUUCCACUAGGUACGGAUGCUAGUGUCAAAGUUGAAUACAAGCCAGUGAAGAAAAUGACCGACACACAAGGUCUCAUUUCGAAAGUGCAUCAUGAGACAAUACGUCAUGAGACACAUAUUGUAAACACGAAAUCAACUGAAAUCACAGUAUUCGUUUACGAACAAGUGCCUCUGUCUUCGGAUGAGAAAAUCAAAGUUAAAUUACUUUCACCUGAACUACGACAAAAGGAUAACGCACGCAACUGCACAGUAACGAUGAACGAUCGAAACAAUUUAGAAUGGAAAUGUAUAUUGCCAGCACAUGGAGAAUAUAGAUUUCCGUUAGAAUAUACACUUGAAUGGCCAAAAGAGAAGCGUGUUGAAUUCAAGGAAGAGUAG
This is a messenger RNA of Rotaria sordida, 1779 nucleotides long. The record is from the annotation of a GenBank genome assembly. Lineage: Eukaryota; Metazoa; Rotifera; Eurotatoria; Philodinida; Philodinidae.